Messenger RNA from Cavenderia fasciculata, 1374 nucleotides. RefSeq lists its product as uncharacterized. The record is from RefSeq and is a predicted model, not a curated record. Lineage: Eukaryota; Evosea; Eumycetozoa; Acytosteliales; Cavenderiaceae. The coding region runs from base 1 to 1374 and encodes 457 amino acids. The transcript has 2 exons.
AUGAUGUACAUGGAAAAAGAGGAAGAGUGUAGAGAGUUGAUGUGUGCUGAAUGGAAGAGUGAUGAGAUGAUAGCUAUCACUGGCGCAGUAGUAUGUGCAGACCAUCAUUCUCAAACAUAUAUGUCUCAUCAUGUGUUUAGUCGAUACUCUUUGUAUCGUGAUAUCAAGACAUUGGAUCUAAAGUAUGAUAAGAGUAGAAGCUUGUUUGACAAUAGACAAGAUCCAUUAGAUGAAUCAAGACGUCGCGUACCUCGCGACGUGUUUAAAGAACGGUUUGGGUUAAUGAUAGAGUCAUUCUCAUUGACUACAAAACACGGCUAUAAUUUUAAUAACUUUACAGAGAAUUCGAAUGGUGAUAAAGAUGAUGAUGAUAAAGAUCAACAUUUUUGCAUCCUCAAAGAAUAUGCAUCACUUUUCGAGCACAUGCCAAAACUCAAACAUUUAACUCUAUUGACAGUGCCAUAUUUAAGGACCAUUAAUCCAUCCGCCUAUGCAUCAAUCAUCGAGUCGAUCCCAAUUCGUCAACUAAAGUCUUUGACACUCGAUAUUGCCUGUAAUGGAGACACGGCCAAUUGCAAGAGAAUAACAGAAUCUAUUGCAAAACAGUUGAUAUCAACAGUCGGACAUACAGCAAUAUCAACACUCAAACUCAAUCUAAUAGAUCCAGACAACAAAAUACUCUAUCCUUCACUCUCAGAAUAUCUAUUAAAAGAAAAGGCAAAGACACUCACCGAUCUAUCCAUCCACGGUAUCGACGAUCACUUUCCAUUGUUAUUGGGUGCCCUAACAAAAAGAAAAUCUUCACUCAGAAGACUAGAGUUGCGAGGUAAAGACCGCUAUGGUGUAGAUGGGCUUGCAUCAGCCUAUUUGCACCUUGAUUGUCUGUCCAUAAAAGGGAGAGGAGAGUUUAACAUCAAACUUGAUUCUACCUCUAAAAUCAAACAUCUCAAGAUCCGAGACAUCAGUAAAAUCCAAAACCUGGCCAGGUAUGUGACCAAAAACAAACAUUUACUCAAAUUGACCAUACUCCAAAGCAUCCCAAACGAGAUAAACAAGAGAAAGAGAGGUACAAUCCCCCACCAUGCACUUCCUUAUUUGGUAUCUGAGGGUAUAGGGUCGUCAUCAGUCGAGUUUGUCACCCUCGAUUUUGUCAAUCUAGCCAGUCAAGAGCGCCAAAAACAAUUGUUGGACCUGUUGACACGAACAUUCCCAAAUCUAAAGACUCUCUGCUUCUAUGCACCAGAGUAUCAACAAGAAGAAGAUCAAAAACUAGUAAACAAAUGCUUACAAAUACUCCAAGAAGCAUUUACAAUGACAAUUAAACCAAAAAAAAACAGACUCAUGAAGUUAGAUUAUGUUUUUGAAAAGAAAUAA